CCCGCCUUUCAACUUCUUCCGCAAGCGAUUCUGCAAGAGAGAGAGAGAGAGAGAGAGAGAGGAGGAGAAAUGGUACUUUGGGAGAUAGCGUUGGGAACUGCAUACUUCUUGGGAUUGAAACGAACAUACAGGCUCGCUCUCAAACUCCAACGACGCCUCGUCAGCCCUAAUCAGCCCAAGAUCCGUCUCUUCCUUCACAGGCGGACCCAUGCUGUUUUCAACGCAGCAAUCACGGUUCACCAGAAUAUACAGCAAAGAGACAUUGAGGUUGGUAGGAAUCUUGGAAACUGGAUUCUUCGGUGGCUCGACCGCAUGAAACCAUCCGCUCAUAUUCGUGGCAAUCCUCCUGGAAAGUCACAGCUACUGUGCUGCAGCACGGGCAGGCAGGCAGUAAACCCAGGCCAACAACCUCUAGGGAACCAAAGGCCCAACAAUAGCAAAAUUACCGACCAGGAAGCUGAUAGGCGGUUCUUCUCCUCAGCGAUGAAUGUACGUCCAAAAACUUUUCCUACUCUAGCCAUGAUGUUGAGGCCCAUGAAGGCAGUUGGCAUGAGUGGCCAAUGCAGGCACGUGUAUUCUGCACCAGUAUUGCCCAAGCCUUGCUGUAGGAGUGACAGAUUCGUAGGCGUCUUCCGGAAAGACAUAAUGCAGUGGAUGCUGCAAAAUGAUUGAUGCCCAGCUUGAUUUCUUGGUAGUUCUUCAACUCAAUCUACUGUAAAUAUUUCAGUCUUUUUCUUUCCAAGCCAUCAAAUAGACUGUUGUUGUGGUUUAAAUGAGAAAUUUUGUAUUACAAUAGUUGAAUUUUUGUUAAAGGAAUUUUUAUUUUUAUUUUUGAACAAUGUUAUACAUUUGCGACCGAUAGAUUUGAACAUUGGAGGUUUCAAAUUCUGAAAAAUGAGGCUAAUGGUUGGAUAA
Magnolia sinica is the source of this 915-nucleotide messenger RNA. RefSeq lists its product as uncharacterized. Bases 70 to 672 code for a protein of 200 amino acids. The transcript is spliced from 2 exons. The record is from RefSeq and is a predicted model, not a curated record. Lineage: Eukaryota; Viridiplantae; Streptophyta; Magnoliopsida; Magnoliales; Magnoliaceae.